AUGGAGAACUCACACGUUGAUGCAGAAAUGCUCAAAGAGAUUCUCAACCUCGAGAUACCUCUCGAGCCCCAGCUGUCACCAGACUGCAAGUCAGUUGUCUAUACCACACGACUGAAGUGGCACCACAAAAUUAAGGAGCAUGUCAGCGAGCCGCUCCACAUCGUCGACGACGUAUCGUGCCCCAAAUCGUCACGGAAACUAACGGAUGGGCUCUUCUACGACCGCAUGCCGCGAUGGUCGCCUCAACCACACAAGCGCUCAAUCGCCUUCCUGUCAGAUCGCGGGGGCCAAAGAGGGAAAUCUGUAGCGCUGCAUCUGCUUGACCUGGACACUGCCGAGUCUAAGCCUAGGCCCAUCACGGCGGUAGAAAGCGAGCGAACCAUCUCCAAGUUCUGCUUCAGUCCUGACGGAAGGUUCAUUGCCUACAUCAGCACGGCGGAAAAGUCGGCAGAGGCCAAGGCCAAGUAUGAUGCCAAAGACGACGCGUUCAUCUGGGGCCAGUGGCAGGACUGGGACCACACCCAUCUAUAUCUCGUCGACCUAGAAACGGCAGCGAUCGAACUGGCCUUUGACAAGAACUGCUCAGUGGUAGAUUUCGCGUGGAGUGAGGGUUCAGACAGAAUCGCCGUGGUGACGCAUCGCACUCCGCACAUCGAAAGCCACUACUUACACGGUGCUACUCUUUUUAUCCUGGACCUUGCAUCACGAGAGACGAGGGAGGCGGCGCAUUUCUCUGGAAGCCUCUCGAGUAUAGUAUGGUCAGGCCAGUCGCUCUAUUUCGUCGCGUGCAGUGUUCCCCAUGAAGACACUUCUGGGUUCGUGGUCUAUAGUAUGCAAGUCCCAGACAGCCAUGGUAUCGAUGCAUCGAUAAGUGAUGCGACAGAUAUCAGGAAGGUAUAUAUGGGCAAUGGCAACAGCUGUGCAAUCAGUCUUCUACAGAUCAACGGCGACGUUAUAGUAAAGACGCAACGCGGUAUGAGCGACGAGUUGCUGCUUCUUGGCAACGACACGGUCCUCCUCCGGAGCCAGGGGAGCAGCAUCCGCCACUUUGACGCCAGGAGAAACUCUAACAACCGGAUAGUGCUGACCUAUACAGUUGGUGACGUGAAUAACCCUACCGAAGUCUUCUGCGAAUGUCUCUCAUUAGGUAAAAGAGACAUAAAGCAGCUUUCUGUCCAUGGUGCCGCCUUCCAAAGCAUGAUAUUCGGUCAUUGCAAAUUCAUCGAAUGUCCCUCUCUCGACGGCUGCGAGACAAUCGAAGGAAUAUAUCUGACACCAGCGCACUUGAGUACGAUCUCUGGAACAGGUAGUGUGAUGACACAGCUGCCUUUACCUACCUUGGUUGUCCUGCAUGGCGGCCCUUAUUCCCGGCACACCAACGACUUCGACAUCUGGCACCCCUUGACGUUCCUCGCUCCCCUUCUCCUGCUAGCCGGAUACGGCAUUCUAAUGCCCAACUACCGUGGCAGCAGCGGCCGCGGCCAAUGUUUUGCCAGCUAUUCGCGGGGCGGCAUGGGUCUGUACGACGAGCCUGACAUUGUGGCCAUGACCCAACACGCGAUAGAGUUGGGGUUGGCGAAUAAGCAAAGACUCGUCGUCGGCGGUUGGUCGCAAGGCGGAUACCUCUCAUACCUGUCCGCCGUCCGUAACGGCACCCACGGCCUGGGCUGGAGGUUCUCCGGUGCCAUAUGUGGUGCUGGGGUGACGGACUGGGACGCCAUGGCGAUGACUUCGGACAUUGGGUAUGAACAAGCCCAAUUCGCUGGCCAUGCGCCAUGGAGAGGUGAGAGCCGCCACGUCCAUGUGUCUGGAUCCGCCAUUCGCGAGUUCCCAGCGGCUGCUAGGGAGGGACGCAUCCCGCCCCUGCUGAUACUGCAUGGUGAGCAAGACGAACGGGUCCCCGUAAGCCAAGCCCACGGCUUCCGGCGAGCCUUGGAUGAGGCCGGGUUGAUGAGCCAGACGGAAUUCGUCACGUAA
Neoarthrinium moseri is the source of this 1977-nucleotide messenger RNA. RefSeq lists its product as uncharacterized. Gene Ontology annotation, molecular function: serine-type endopeptidase activity. Bases 1 to 1977 code for a protein of 658 amino acids. The transcript has a single exon. NCBI's taxonomy places the organism in Eukaryota, Fungi, Ascomycota, Sordariomycetes, Amphisphaeriales, Apiosporaceae. Gene Ontology annotation, biological process: proteolysis. The record is from RefSeq and is a predicted model, not a curated record.